CUUUUCUCGACUCUCAAGUUUAUUGUUCCCUUCGAACUUCGACGGCUGUUGAAUUUACUCGAUGUCAGUGUAAUAAACCAAGUAUGUAAGUACGCGAAAACCAGCUGCACUUGCACCCACUGCUCAGAAGUAUCGCGGUCGCCAUCAGCGUACUCCCACUAUCAGGCUCAAUGACCUCAAAAGACAGUCCUAGGCCCUUCAAGUUUUUGUGGAGUCGACCUGUAGCCCAACGUUCUCCUGGCAAGGACCCUCGAAAUGUCUAUAUCACCUUGAGCUUAUUUAUACUCCGCAACGCCUACACUCAUUCACAAAGCACCGCUCUUUCCUGUCGAGCCGGCUCCGUGUUGACUGACUUUCGAUUUGGAUUAUACAGAGACGAUUUCCAAUUCAUUUCUUGACAACUCGGUUCUCAAUAGACUCUCCGAGACAGUAGGCGCUACUGAUGCUGGGUAGAUUUGAAUUUGUGUCAAACCAAGAUUUCCAUUACAAGUCGAGCAAGACUGUGGGGCUUAUAGAAAUCAAGAAAGUUUUGCGGGGACCUUUCACCGUUGUGCGAAAUAUCUUCGCCUAUAAAGUUUAGUGCUACUCAAUCCAUCCUCCUCAGUGCUCUUCAUCUUCUGCCCCCCGUACCGCCAUACAAUGCGCUUCACUGCAGUAUUCACUCUCAGGUUCUUAGCCUUAGUCGCAGCUGUCGCGGGCUUCCAGGUCCAAAGCAAUAACCCAGCGUUCAAUGCCACUGGGCGACAAGGCUGCAUCACUGCAUUGUCCAACUCCAACGGCGUCCCCGUCGUAAUUCACGACUGCAACUCCGACGAUUCUCCUAGCCGUGAUUGGGAUUUCUCGCGUUUCACCAGGCAAAACUCAGGACCUCAACCGCUAAAGAUUUUUGGUGAUAAGUGUUUGGACGUAAAGGACGGCAACAAUGCUGACGGUACCAAACUUCAAAUCUGGACCUGUGUCAACGGGAACACGAACCAACUGUGGAUCUCUGUCACCGAUUUCACCUUCCAAUGGGCUGGAACCAACAAAUGUAUCGACCUAACGGAUGGCAACAUUAAUGAUGGGAAUCAACUUCAGAUAUGGACCUGCGAUUCCAACAACUUAAACCAGAAAUGGACUGCGAAUCCCAUCGUCACUCAACCACCACCUCAGUCGGCCGGCGUUCAACUUGUUGCAAGUGGAGGACCUGGUAGACCCCCGAUGUGCAUGACCGCAGCUUUCAACAGCGACGGAUCGAAUGUUGCUAUCGCUGCCUGUUUUGACCCAACAGCCACAUUUCCCGCUGGAAACAUUACCUGGGUCAUUCCCAGUCCUGGAUCCACCGGUCAGAUCAAAACAUUCGAUGGGACUAAGUGCCUUGAUGUUCGUAACGGCGACACAUCAAAUGGGAAUUUGCUCCAAGUUUGGACAUGCGUGGAAGGGAAUACGAACCAGUUGUGGAGACUUGACGGAUCAGAUGUGAGGUCCAUCUCUUGGGCAGGACAAAAUAAAUGUGUGGACGUCCCGGGCAGGAACUAUACAGCUGGAAAUGUGCUUCAAAUAUCAGACUGUGAUUUAAUGAACAAUCUCGGCCAAUGGUGGGAUGUUCAGAAUCCAACUUCGCCGCUGUGAAAUGGGACAUAAACUCACUUCGCCCCGAUUCACCUCCCCCCCCCAGUAUCGGUCUUACUUGUGUUAUUUCUGCUUGUCCUGAGAUCAAUUCGUAUCCGUUUUCCUUCCUUGUCGGCGUUAUAACCAAUAUUGCCGCAUCUGCAGGCAUAGGUAUUUUCCAUACGCCCUGGUCAUGAGCAAAUCACUGAACGGAA
Marasmius oreades (fairy-ring Marasmius) is the source of this 1805-nucleotide messenger RNA. RefSeq lists its product as uncharacterized. Lineage: Eukaryota; Fungi; Basidiomycota; Agaricomycetes; Agaricales; Marasmiaceae. The record is from RefSeq and is a predicted model, not a curated record. Bases 640 to 1611 code for a protein of 323 amino acids. The transcript has 7 exons.